GAAAUUAAUGAUCUACCAUUGGAUCUUCAACGAAGUUGGGGACAAUGAAGUUUUCACGUGUGAGCAGCGCCAUCUUGUGGAAGGUUUUUGAAGUGCAUCCCAUGGCUUCAUUCAAGGGUCUACAUCAUUUCUAUUACCAAGAUGUUGAGAUUUGUACACUAUUUAACUUGCAUUACAAAGCAUUAAUAAAUUAUUUUGUAAAUGUCCUCAGUCUUGCUUUAUUCAUCAUCACUGGAGGAAGAGGAACUGUGGCCGCCCUUCUUCUUCUUGUGCUCUUAUCUUUCUUCUUGUCAUUGUCUUUAUGCUUUUUAUGUUUGUCUUUGUCCUUCCCUUUGUCCUUGUCUUUAUGCUCCUUGUCUUUGAAAUCACUCUUAUCUUUGCUUUUGUCUUUGUCAGUCUUUAUCCUUUUUUUUCAAACCCAAAUAUCCCCUGCACUUCUUUGCCUUCUUCAGACUUUUUCACCUCAUCUUCUCCAGCAGGUGCGCUCAGAUCGAAUGACAUGAUGAAAGAUUUCUGACUCAAACCUGAUCGCUUGUAGCUCAUUAUUUUUUCAGCAGAGUCGAUUCAUUUUUACUCCCUCAAAUCCCAACGCUUCAGAAUCGAGGAAUCGGUUCUUUUUUAAUCGAUUCCCAGCACUAGGAACAAACAGAACAGCCCGUCAGACCGGUGACGUGAAUGAGAUGAGCAGAUACAGUUGCUGACCCCUCCAUGGGAGAGGCCAGCGAUGAGGGGUUUUUACUCGAAGCUGGACUCCUCGUCUUUAGGCACGACCACCAUGCCUCUAAAUUUGGCUGUAGAGACAGAGAAAGCUCAGGCCCUGCUCCAGACCUUCAGCACUGCCUCUCUGCUAGCCAGCACAGGCCUGGGAGCUUUCUGUUUUCUUGCUGACCACUUUCUGACCCUGCCUUUCAUUCAGCACCAUCUAUGGCUCAGGGCUUUGCUGGACAAUGCGGUCCAUGGCAUAAUUGGACUCUGGUCCUGGGCCAUUGUGAUUGGCUUGAGGAAAAAAAGUGACUUCUAUGAAGUCGUUUUGGCUGGGUUCCUGGCCUCUGUCAUUGACCUGGAUCACUUCUACUUGGCUGGAUCAUUGUCACUUAAAGAUGCUGUGAAUCUGCCCCAUCGGCCUCCCCUGCACUGCUCCACACUGAUCCCAGCACUGUGUUUCUCUCUGCGCCUCCUCAUGUGGGCUUGUCGGCUGAAGGACUCCUGGUGUUCCCUGCCCUGGAUGCUCUUCAUCUCACUGGCCUCGCAUCACAUACGUGACGGGAUUCGUCACGGCCUUUGGAUCUGUCCGUUUGGAAACACGGCGCCAAUCUCUUACUGGCUCCACGUCACCAUCACGGCCACACUGCCCCACCUGUGUUCAGUGCUCAUGUAUCUGACUGGUACAAGAGACAUGAUCUCCACCAAACACGGAGUCACCAUUGACGUCUGACGUCCGUCUUAACUGUGGUACUUUGUUUCCUAUAGCAAAGUUUGACAUUGCAAAGAGUUUCCUUAUGAGCUCCUUUCAUAAUUACUAUUUAUUGUUUUUCUCUAUUCCUAAUUUGGUUGGUACUAAACUAGUUGGUCAGGCAUUAGUAUGACAUCAUGUUAAAUUGACUGAGUGUGAAUAUUUUAAAUAUGUAUGGUGUAGAUUGAGGUCGGGGCAAAAUGCCUAAAACAAUUGUCUUCAUACUUUUCAGUCUUUCUUUAUAUUUAAAAUUUUUAGUCAGUGGAACCAAACAAGCAUUGUUGCUAAGAUUCGACGUAAUUGAUUAAAUACUUAAAACAGUAAAAACCAAGCAAAUAAUAUUUUCUAUUAUGUAUAAUUAUAGAAAUUUCAUAAUAAUUAUUCUGCACUAAAUAAUAUAAAAAUGGAAAGUUACUACUUUGUAGCGACAUAAUUUUCCUAAAAUAUUCUGAAAAGCAAAUUUACUAUAUAAAAACUGCAACACACGAGCUAUGUGAACAAAAAUAAAUAAUUAAAUUGUUUUUUUAUGCAAGGAAGUUUAAGACUUGUAAACUCUAACUUUGUUAUUGCAUUAGAAUUUCAAUCAGAGAUGAUAUACAUGUAUGUAGGCUACUGUAGUCUUAUUAUUUUUUGUCACUUUGCAUAAAAAUCAUUAAGAUAUUCACAAUGUGGCUUAAUAUUAUAGUGCCAACAUAAUAAUGAAUAAUUAGUAGGUCACCCAGUCCUAGUGUAGAUGGUCUGCAUUCACCCAGCAGAUUUUAAGGCUUCAUCACUGUGUUGUCAUUUUUAGCUUUAGUCUAUAUACGCUUUACACUUGAUUAGACAAUUGUUGACAUUUUAUGUAUUUUUUCGUUGAGGAACAACUGUAAGACACAUGAAGUCUAGGAACAGAAUGCAGAAUGUUUGUAUAUUGAUGCUAUUCAUGUAUAUUUGCAGUUGAAGAUUGCAGGUAUAUUUACUUGAUGGAUGUCUUUCUCACUUUGGAUUUUUUUAACCUUUCACAACCAUACCAAGAUAAUAUCUACUUGCUGCCUUGCCACAGGAAGUUAUUGUGUAUAUGAAUCCGUUAGUUGUGUUUUAUUUAUGAACUACUGUGGUCCUCCACUUCAAUGUUAACAAAUUACAAUGCUGUAACACUUUCCUUUAUGUACACUCUUAAAAAUCAAGGUGCUUCAUGAAGGAAUAGAAUAACCUUUUUUGUCUAAAUGGUUCUUUGAGUAUCCAAACAUGUUUUUUUCCUGUCUAGAACCUUUUUAACCACAUUUAUUUUUAAGAGUGUACACACAUUGCAAUUAUGUGGACUUCACUGCACAAGGUUUUUUUCUAAUCUGUAGUGUGCCAUUACAUUAUUUUAAUACCUAAGGUAAGGGAAUAAGGGAAAUUAAUAUUAUUUGUGUGAAAAGCCAUGUUGCUGAAAGCAGCCUGAAAAACCAAAUACUCUUGUAAUGGAACUGCUGUUGGGCUAUACAUUCAUCUUGGCAUUUUUCUUUCAAACUUGACAUUGUUAAAUAUUAGUAUUUAUAGUACAUGAGUUGUUACAGUGGUCAUUGUGCUUGUAUUUAUGACAUGUUAUUAUCAACGCUGUAUUUUUUAAACAUAGGCUUAGCUUAAUUUGACAGUUUAUUCAUAUUUAUUAUCUCUGUCAUAACAGAGAACUGCUUUGAGUUUAAACCAUUGAAACGUGUCUGGCGUGUGUAUUGAUAUAUAUACACAAAAUGUUUUGUGAAAAAUAGAAAAUCCUGCGCAUUUAUUCAACUUUAUGGUGUGUUGGGUGAAGACCCAAAUGUCCUUUAAACCUUUAGGGACGCACUUGACCAACGUUUUUUUGUUUUGUUUACUUUAUAAGUUUUGUACAUUUUAUGCAUUUUGCACAUUUUAAUUUAAACGUGUUCAUGUGUUGUGUUGUCAUGGAAUGAAAUUUAUUUAUUAAAUUUUCACCGGUUCAUUAAAGGAGCAUAUGGGCUCUUCAGGUUAAA
Paramisgurnus dabryanus is the source of this 3429-nucleotide messenger RNA. It is a transcript of the gene tmem267, whose product is annotated as transmembrane protein 267. NCBI's taxonomy places the organism in Eukaryota, Metazoa, Chordata, Actinopteri, Cypriniformes, Cobitidae. The record is from RefSeq and is a predicted model, not a curated record.